Molecule: messenger RNA, 732 nt
Organism: Necator americanus (New World hookworm)
Lineage: Eukaryota; Metazoa; Nematoda; Chromadorea; Rhabditida; Ancylostomatidae
Exons: 1
Coding region: 1-732 (243 amino acids)
Source: RefSeq, a predicted model, not a curated record
AUGAAAAAGGCAAUUAUCCGAAAUAUGGUCAAAACAGCAACAGCAAUGUGCACAGGGGAUAGAGAACGGAAGGAAUCACUAAAACUAGCCACAAGCAUAGCUAGUUCAAACGGGUACUCGAGGUUGAAAUCUAACACCCAAUCUCGACCUACGAACAACAUAGUGAGGAUCCCACGUGAAGGUAGAAUUCCUUUGUGCAUCCCCUUCGUCUCUGACUCCUUAACUGCUGCUAUACACCGGACUCUUUUGCGAGCACAGCUGCAAGAUGAUGUUGUGUUGGUGAACAUCCCGAACGACAACAUCAAGCGACAGUUAGUUCGCAAUAGAUUCUACGAUAGGCAAUGCGGGUCAGAAUGUUGCGUUGUUUGUCCAUUCGGUAAGGCCGGUGAUUGCACGAGAAUCGGAGUUAUUUACCAAAUAGAAUGCCUAACGUGCAACGCCAUUUAUAUUGGAGAAACUGGAAGGAUGCUGAACGUGCGUAUCAAGAAACAUUUGGCUGGUAAAAGGCGAGGGAGUUCGAUAACACCAUUAGGGCGCCACAAAAAUGAUAAGCAUGAUGGAAACGAGUUUGAAAUGAAAUGUACGAUAUUAGCGCACGAGAAAGAAAUAUCUGCUAGGAAGGCUUUGGAAGCGUUCUGGAUUUCCGUCAGGAAUCCGUCCAUGAAUAACAAAAAUGAGUGCUUAUCAAUUACCAAUGACCUCUUACCGUUCGUAACACUCUGUGAGCUAUAA